Penicillium malachiteum is the source of this 636-nucleotide messenger RNA. RefSeq lists its product as uncharacterized. NCBI's taxonomy places the organism in Eukaryota, Fungi, Ascomycota, Eurotiomycetes, Eurotiales, Aspergillaceae. The record is from RefSeq and is a predicted model, not a curated record. The transcript has a single exon. Bases 1 to 636 code for a protein of 211 amino acids. Gene Ontology annotation, molecular function: FMN binding.
AUGGCCCCGAAACAAACUCCUGGCCAGGCCGAUGAUCCUUGCACCAACUCGGUCGUACAAUUUGACACUUAUCCUCUUGAGCACGUCUAUCGCCUAGUUGAGCCGGAUCCAGUCCUAUUAGUUGCAACCGGAUCCCUACACGAGGUCACACAUAACAUCAUGGCCAUUGGCUUUCAUAUGAUGAUGCAGCAUGAGAGCCCACCAUUGAUUGAUAUCACGCUUGGUCCCUGGGACACUUCAUUUGCGCUUCUUCAGAAGUACCGUACUUGCGUGUUGGCUAUUCCCUCAGUUGAGAUGGCCUCGGAUGUGGUUGAUAUCGGGAACUGCUCGGCUGCAGAUGCAGAUGCGGACGGAGAUAAGUGGAAGCGUUUCGCUCUAGAGGCCCGGCCCAUACAGCAGGUCGCUACUUUGCUGAUAGCUGGGCCCCACAUACUAGCUAAUAUCGAGUGUGUGGUUGAGGACACGGCCUUCGUACGCAAGUAUGCAAUGUGGGCACUCCGUCCCGUUAAGGCGUGGACUAGACGCGGGGAGCCCGGCACUAUAUUCCAUCAUCGAGGCCAGGGGAUCAUGGUUACUGAUGGAGAAGUGAUCGACUUGUCGCAGAGGAUGGUCGAAUGGCAGGAAUUCUUAGAUUAA